UUUCCUCAAAAGAAUUAUUGAAUCCAUAAUAUAAAUGUCAAGUUUCGGGAAGAUUUUCAAAGGUAGUUCUAGCCUGACUCUCUAGUAACCACGUUCGGUGAAUCUCAUGGCAAAUCAGUAGGCUGCAUCAUUGAAGGGGUCCCUUCACUGAUGCCUCUUACAGAGUCUGACCUGCAGCCGCAUCUGGACAGGCGGAAGCCUGGGCAGAACAGCCUGACCACGCCGAGAUGUGAGAAGGAUCAAGUGGUGAUUCAGAGUGGGAUAGAGGGAGGCAAGACUUUGGGUACGCCUAUUUGUUGAGUUGUGGAGAAUGAGAACGUGUACAAAUAAAGAUUAUUCCAAAUUCAAUCAAAUACCUCGCCCAGGCCAUGCCGACUACACUUACAUGCUUAAAUAUGGUACGAAGGCCUCUAGUGGUGGAGGAAGGUCUUCUGCAAGAGAGACCAUUGGUAGAGUCUGAGCUGGAGCUGUUGCUGAAAAAUACCUUUCAGAAAACUUCGGCACAAAAUUUAUGUCAUGGGUAGACUCUGUCUCUGAUAUUGCCAUACCUCCUGAAGACAAACCUGGACUACUCAACGAGCUAUCAGAACAUGAUAGACAAGAAAUUGACAGAAGGGGUACUUUCAUUGUACUACAAAACGAAGAAAAAAGAGCCUACAUCGAUUACCAAUCUGUGCUAAGAGACCAGCAAGGCAAAGAGAUCAAGCAGCUCGAUCAAACUGUCAAUGAGAUUUAUCAACAAAUUGAGGAAGAGAAAUUUUUAUGUGAGAACCAAGAUGAAAUUUAUAAAUUCGAGGAGAUAAUUAAUAUCAGAUGUCCCCAUCCAGCAACUGCUGUCAAAAUGAUUGAGAAGAUUAAGGAAGCUAAAGGGAAAAAUGAUUCUGUAGGUGGCAUUGCCACUGGAAUGAUCGUAAACUGUCCCAAAGGUCUUGGUGAACCUUGAUUUGAAAAAUUUGAAGCGCUCUUGGGAAUGGCGAUGCUAUCCUUGCCAGCGACCAAAGGGUUUGAAUUUGGCUCUGGAUUUGAAGGUACUAAACUUUUCGGAUCUGCUCAUAAUGAUUUAUUCUCAAGUUGAUCAGAGGAGGAGAUUAAACAUGAGAAAAUUUCAACAGAGAUAAAAUCCAAAAAUCCUCAUUUAGAAACAAAGACUAACAACGCAGGAGGAACUCUUGGUGGAAUUACUAAUGGAAACAUUAUCUACUUCAGAGUAGCAGUCAAACCAGUAUCUUCAAUAUCUGUUGAACAACAAACAUGCAAUUUUAAGGGAGAAUCUAAAAUUCUCGAAGCUAAAGGAAGGCAUGACCCAUGAGUCCUUGCAAGGAUAGUUCCAAUCAUAGAAGCAAUGAGUUCAUUAGUCACAAUGGACUGUACCUUGCAACAACUAGCGAGAAAAGCAAGUUCUGAAGUAUAUCUAGAAGACUGGUUCUAAAAAGAUUUGGAGCAUCUUU
Molecule: messenger RNA, 1448 nt
Organism: Moneuplotes crassus
Lineage: Eukaryota; Ciliophora; Spirotrichea; Euplotida; Euplotidae
Source: the annotation of a GenBank genome assembly